AUGGCGAUUGGGGCCACCCCGAAACACCUUGGCAGCACAGUGGAGUUGUACCACCUGUUGGGAUCGGGUGGGUUUGGUAAGGUGUACUUUGCCUACGAGAGUAAGCGGGAAACCAACGUGGCUGUGAAGGUAAUUGACAAAACAGUGGUGGAUAAUUUCGGUAUAAAGGAUUACGUGGACCGGGAGAUUGAGGUGAUGCGGAGGCUGAGACAUAAGCAUGUUGUGAAGCUACUUGACGUGGUUGAGUCAGCGAAAGCGUACAAUCUUGUUAUGGAGUUGGCCCCGAAUGGAGAGCUAUUUGACAAGAUUGUGACCUUAGAGCGUUUUGAUGAAAAAACGGCCCGUCUCUAUUUUCAGCAACUUAUCUCUGUAGUGCACUAUUGCCAUAGCCUUAAUAUUGCACACCGCGACCUCAAGGCAGAGAAUCUUCUUCUUGGUGAAAGGAAUGAGUUGAAGGUCUGUGAUUGGGGCCUUGCUAGGUACACAAAAGAGGGACAGUCCUUGAAUGAACCUCCUAUUCUUUUUCACUCACUUGCGGGAAGCAUCGACUACCAGGCACCAGAGGUGUUUUCUCGUCAGGGAUAUGAGGGAUUCGCAUGCGAUAUGUGGAGUUGCGGGGUCAUUCUUUUCUUUAUGAUAUGUGGAUAUCUUCCGUUUGCAGAUGUAACAGACGCCGAAACCAAGGGGCGUAUCCUUAAGUGCAAAUAUAACGCGAGAAACCGCUUCCUUUCUCAGGAAGCCAGUGAUCUUAUUGCGCAUCUAUUGCAAGUGGAUCCGAAAGACCGCUAUGACACAUUGGCUGUCGUUGCUAACCCCUGGUUCCAGGUGGACUUAGAUCCAAGCCUCUUUCCUGAUACAACUCCGGUCACUCCGUCCUCACCAAACAGUCCAAUGAACGAUGGGACCUUUAAGCAAAUUUACACACCGACUGAAGGCUACGAAGGCUGUUAUUCAUUGUCAACAGAAAAUAUGGAUAGAAUUCACCAAGCCUUCGUCACGUGCAAUGUCGGUGGCACUGGGCUUCUCAGCAAGGACGAGGUACGUGACGCACUUAUCAAGCUUAACGAUUGUCACCCGGUACCGAAUGAGGAGGUGGAAAAAUUCAUGUCCAAAUUUUCGCUGGAUGAACAUGGCCGUAUUUCCGAGGCGGAGUUUACCCUUGGCUACAUAAAUCAUCGGGAUCUUGGAAAGAAGUACGAUAUUGAUCGUAUGGCCAAACUGUUUGACUGUAAACUGGAGAACGAAUUCGUUGAGGAGCUUCGUCGAGCGUUCAAUGAACUUGAUGUGAAGCAUAUGGGCUUGAUUACGCCAGAGAGUCUAAAGGAUUUGAAUUUAGAACUUACCGAGGAAGAUAUAAAGGACUUCUUCGACGUCAUUGAUCCCGAUAAUAAAGGAACUCGAGCAAUUACGUUUGAAAAAUUUAUCGAUAUAUGUUUGAGGCUUGAUAAGUUCAAAGAACACCCCUUCAUACAAGCAAUCCGCCGCUCCGAUAAAUUGUUUAAUUUUAUCGACAGAAAUUUGUUUCAUCAAUAUUUAGGUACGGGGUUUAAAGUUAGGGGGAGGCCAAGGUAUAUUUGUGAUCUCCUCAAGUCAAAGCAAAAGGAGCUCUCAACGCAAUUUGAGGGUAAUGCUCGUGGGACCAUCUAUGCGACCUAUACAGAGUCGAAUAAAGUUGUACUUUACGUUGGUGUCCGUCUCAUAGCCAUUGUUGAAGGUUACACCAAAGUGGCACCGUACCGCAUUGCUGGUAGGACAACGGUGUUUCAUCACUGGUUUUUGGAAUUGCGUAAGGAACUUAUGAAAGAGAUUUUGGGUUGUGAGCACGACAUAGCUGUGAAGGGGAAACCAGAGCUCAUAUAA
This is a messenger RNA of Trypanosoma rangeli, 1860 nucleotides long. Its product is annotated as putative protein kinase. The record is from RefSeq and is a predicted model, not a curated record. The transcript has a single exon. NCBI's taxonomy places the organism in Eukaryota, Euglenozoa, Kinetoplastea, Trypanosomatida, Trypanosomatidae. The coding region runs from base 1 to 1860 and encodes 619 amino acids. Gene Ontology annotation, biological process: protein phosphorylation. Gene Ontology annotation, molecular function: protein kinase activity; calcium ion binding; ATP binding.